Lates calcarifer (barramundi perch) is the source of this 1144-nucleotide messenger RNA. RefSeq names its product STING1 ER exit protein 1 (gene steep1). NCBI's taxonomy places the organism in Eukaryota, Metazoa, Chordata, Actinopteri, Centropomidae. The transcript has a single exon. The record is from RefSeq and is a predicted model, not a curated record. The coding region runs from base 161 to 838 and encodes 225 amino acids.
CGUGAUUUCUGGUAGGAAGAGUAAGAGUGACGCACACAGGAAGUGUUGCGUUGUUUCUGUGUUCUGGGAGAAAUUUUAAACUCAACUCUUGCUUUUGUCGUUAUGGUGUCUCGGCAAUAACGUCUAAUAUAGUAAGACUGUUCAGUUUAAGUGGUCGAACAUGCCGAAGGUUGUGUCCAGAAGUGUUGUGUGCUCGGACACCAGAGACAGAGAGGAGUACGACGACGGAGAAAAGCCUCUUCAUGUCUACUACUGCCUGUGCGGACAAAUGGUUUUAGUGCUGGACUGCCAGCUCGAGAAGCUGCCCAUGAGGCCUCGGGAUCGAGCCAGGGUGAUCGACGCGGCCAAACAUGCCCACAAGUUCUGCAACGUGGAGGAGGACGAAAACGCGUACAUUAAGAGAGCCGAGGGCAUCGAGAAGCAGCACCGCAAGAAGUGCGGCAAGUGCGGCCUGUUGCUCUUCUACCAGCACCAGGAGAAGAACAGCCCGGCCACCUUCAUUGUGGACGGAGCCGUGGUCAAGUUCGGGCAGGGCUUCGGCAACACCAGCGUCUACAGCCAGAAGCAGCCGGAAGCUCCGAAGAAAGUGCGCGUGAUGAUGACCAAGCGGACCAAAGACAUGGGCAAGUUCAGCUCUGUUACAGUGUCUACCAUAGACGAGGAGGAGGAGGAGAUCGAGGCCAGAGAGGUGGCGGACUCAUACGCUCAAAACGCCAAAGUGAUCGAGAAACAGCUGGAGAGGAAGGGCAUGAGCAAGAGGAGGCUGCAGGAGCUGGCUGAGCUGGAGGCCAAGAAGGCGAAGAUGAAGGGCACGCUCAUUGACAAUCAGUUUAAGUAGAUGAGUUUCACUGAGGGACAAAGCUGUGACUGUUAUCCUGUUGAAGUCCUCACCCACACUUUAGCACAAUAACCACUAACCUGAUCUGUCCAGUACUGUCCCAGAGAUUUGUCGGGGGCAACAGCACUGCAGUGGAUAAAGACAGGUUUAUAUAACUGGACUUAUGGACACAGGACUGUUAAUGUGUGUGGGUGUUGCAUAUUAAGAUUGUUAUCUUGGGGAUAAAUUAUAGACCUUUAAGUUAGUUUAAAACGUUGCUUUGUACAAAAUUAAAAGACCAAAUAAACGUGUUUUGGUAUUUUUAAA